Molecule: messenger RNA, 315 nt
Organism: Eimeria acervulina
Lineage: Eukaryota; Apicomplexa; Conoidasida; Eucoccidiorida; Eimeriidae
Exons: 1
Source: RefSeq, a predicted model, not a curated record
GGAGCGGAAGGCUGGGAAAAGGACCUGAAGAAGGAGGAGGAGCAGCAGCAGCAGCUGGCGCAGCAGCAGGCGCAGCAGCAGCAGCGGCAGGUGCAGCAGCAACUGCAGCAGCAGGAUUAUCAACAGAAGUUGCGCUGCCUGCAGCAGCAACGGCACCAGCAGCAGCCACGUGAACAGCAGACGCAGCAAGAAGGCAAUCUUCUGCUGCAGCAGGACCACCAGCAGCAGGACCAGCAGCAGCAGCAGCAGCAGCAGCAGCGUCCAGGAUGGCGAAGGGCUUACGCUGCAAGACAAAGAGGGCCUUUAGGGCUGUAA